Molecule: messenger RNA, 3059 nt
Organism: Stomoxys calcitrans (stable fly)
Lineage: Eukaryota; Metazoa; Arthropoda; Insecta; Diptera; Muscidae
Product: leucine-rich repeat-containing protein 56
Exons: 3
Coding region: 85-1377 (430 amino acids)
Source: RefSeq, a predicted model, not a curated record
UUCAAGCAAACAUUCUUAUCGAUAACUUACUUUCUGGAAAAAUUGCACAAAAGUAAAAAGUAAAAAAAUCCUUAGAAAUUAAAAAUGCCCCUUUUGGAGGCUCCUGCAGAUUUAAGUGGAUCUUCACCCGAUAUUUCCCUUAAUCAGGAUGCUAUGCCACAGCAUCUACAACAAGGUCAACAGGCCCAGGGCCAAGUACAGCAACUACAACUACCGUUGCCCAUAGCCCCAGUGGCUGCAGCGCAAAUACAUUUGCCCACACCCGAGCCACGUUAUCGCCAUGAACAGGCCCAAGUGUUGUUAGAAAACAAUCAGAAUUUACUGAGAAAUUUACCUCCUUUAAAUUUCGAUCCUGAUGUCAUAGAGCAUGAGGAGGAAAACUAUAUGCCAGCUUAUGUGCAUAUGCUGCCGGUGGUGUUGCCUGCACAGGCACCAGAGCCUACCUUAGAUGAGAUGUUGAGACGUGUCACCGGUCGCACUGACCUUCACAAUGUUGACUCUGUGCGCUUGCGCGUAAUUUCCUAUACCCUAAGCCUAUCCCAUUUGGCCAUGUUUUUACCUUGCCUUCAGCAAUUGGAUCUUAGUGGCUCUGUUCUCUGUACCUUGCGUGACCUGGGCUAUGGUCUUAUUCAUUUGACCCAUUUGAAUGUCAGCAAUUGUGGUUUGAAUAGCCUAGAUGGCACUGGGGGAUUUCCCAAUUUAAGAGUCCUGGUGGCCGAUGAUAAUAUGAUACAACGACCUGGCUCUUUAUCGGACCUACCUUUGUUGCAGCAUUUCAGUGUACGCCAUAAUCGUAUUAGUGAAUUGGGUAUAUUGACAUUUUUGGGCAUGUGUGCCAAUUUAUUGGAGAUCGAUCUCCGAGGUAAUCCAGUCUGCCACCAGCCUUUAUAUCGCCAGACUUUGCAACGCAACAUAGCAACGCUGCAGGUAUUGGAUGGAGUGCCAGUCAAUAAUAUGGCCCAAGGUGGACCACCUUUAAGUUCUUUGGAGAGUGAUGACAUAUCUUCGCUGUCCAGUGCUUCUGGUUCUGUGCCCUUGGCUUCACCCACAACAUUUCGUCCAGCUACUGCUCCCCUAGCCAGAACAAAUUGUGAGCCAGUGAUUAGAAGUGGGGUAGCUAACAUACCCAGACCCAAUACCGUCUCUUUGGCUUCCCGCUCCAGUUCCUUGUCUUCUGGCUCCCCUGUAAUGGGUUCUGUAUUGACUUUGGCUCGCCAAAGACAACGCCGCAAACAACAUCAUCACACAAAUGCCUGGGGCUCUUCAGAUAGUUCAAAUUAUUCCAGUGCAGCUUCUUCACGGCCCUCUUCGUCGAUUUCAUCGGCUGGCAGUUGUGAUUUGUCCUCGCCACAGGCUACGGCAAAAUACAUCUUUUAAAAUUUAAACUAAAACAAGUGAAAAGUUGUUAAGUUCGGCCAGGCCGAACUUUGGAUACCCACCACCUCGGGUAUAUAUCUAAGCCCACCUUAUGUCAUAAUCCGCAUAAUGUAUGCUCUCAUAGCAGUUGUAUUGAAAUAUGGUCGGUUUUGGACCAAAUUCGUUCGUUUGGUCUGUUUGGACCAAACAUUGAGUGGCCUAAUGAGUUCAAGUCACUGUUCAAUUUUGUAGAACAAAAUAUCUGCACUAUAUACGACAUGGAUGUGGAAAAGGCCAACAAAAGCCACUGUGUCAAAUUUCGGCCAAAUCGGAUUAUAAAUGCGUCUUUUAUGGGGCCAAGAUUUUAAAUCGAGUGAUCGGUCUAUAUGGCAGCUAUAUCCAAAUCUUUACCGAUCUGAGCCAAAUUUAAGAGGGUUAUCGAAGGGCCAAAUUUCGGCGACGUUGGUCUAUAAAUGCGUCUUUUAUGGGCCCAAUACCUUAAAUCGAGAGAUCGGUCUACAUGACAGCUAUAUUAAAAUCUGAACCGAUCUGAGCCAAAUUGAAGAAGAAUGUCAAAGGCCCUAUCACAACUCACUGCCCCAAAUUUCGGCGACAUCGGAAAGUGCGCCUUUUAUGGGCCCUAAUCCUUAAAUCAAGAGUUCGGUUUAUAUGGCAGCUAUGUCCAAAUCUGAACCGAUCUGGGCCAAAUUGCUGAAAGAUAUCGAGGGGCCAAAUACAACUCCAUGUCCCAAAUUUCAACGAAAUAGGACAAUAAAUGCUACUUUUAAGGGACUAAAACUUUAAAUUUAGAGAUCGUUGUAUAUUGCAGCAAAUCUAGACCAAUCUGGGCCAAAUUGAUGAAGGAUGUCGAAAGGCUUAACUCAACUCAAAUCCAAAUCUGGGCCGAUCGGGGCCAGUGGCCUAACACAAUUCAUGUAAUGCCCACGAUACGUUAUGAAUCCUUGAUGCAAUUUUCCAAAUGUAACAUUCGAGCAUCCUUACGUUCAGGAGAAAGGUGCAUAAACAUGUCGAAGAGCCUAACACAAAGCACUGUCCCAAAUUUUGGCGAAAUUGGACAAUAAAUGCCUCUUUUAUGGGCCCUUUGGACUGAUCCGAUGGACCGAUCUGGGCAAAAUUGAAGAAGAAAGUCGGAGAGUCUAACCAAGCUCACUGUCUCAAAUUUCAGCGACAUCGGACAAUUAAAUGCGUCUUUUAUGGCCCCAAAAUCUAAAACCCAGAUACCGGUCUAUAUGGCAGCUACAUCCAAAUCUGGACCGAUCUAUGCGAUAUUGCAGAAGUAUGUCAAGGGGCUUAACUUAACUCACUGUCCCAAAUUUCGGCGACAUCGGACAAUAAAUGAGCAUUUUAUGGGCCUUAGACCCUAAAUCGGAGGAUCGGUCUAUAUGGCAGCUAUAUCCAAAUCUGGACCGAUCUGAGCCAAAUUGACGAAGGAUGUUGAAGGGCCUAACACACCUAACAGAUGUGUUGCAAACGGAAUGACAAAAUGAAUAUACCCCCACCUUCGGUGGUGGGUAUAAAAAAACAAACAAAACCCAUCAAUGAAUGGGAAAAGAGAUGUAUGAAAGUAUUAAAACAAAAAUUAUGAAUAAACCGUAUAUCGAUUCCAUGCAAAGCUACACACUCAUGUUACAUACAAACAUGUGGUAUUCUUACCCUCAAGGAAAGGAACUGAUGCAUGUAAA